AUGUCCAAGGGAAGCUGCAUUAACGGUGCGGUGGCGCCCAUAUCAAGUGAAGAGAAGACUGGGAAAAAGCUCAGCAGAAAAGAGCUGAAAAAGCUACAAAGAAAAGCAGAGUAUGAGCGUGAGAUUAAAGAAAUGGGUGGUACAGUUGAAAAUCAAAAGGAAAAAGAAAAAAAAGGAAGUGGUGGAAUUGGGUCAGGUGCUGAACUUGGACAACAGUUUUCCGUUUCUCAGCAAGCGAAAUCUGCUGGACAACGAAUUCAGCUUGAAAAUGCCGUUGACAUUAAGGUGGAAAACUUUGAUAUUGCAGCUCAAGGACGAGUUUUGUUUCACAAAGCUGAGUUAACAAUAGCUUUCGGAAGACAUUACGGUCUCGUUGGCCCAAAUGGAAUGGGCAAAACUACACUUUUGAAACAUAUUGCGGCCAGAAGGUUGGACAUUCCACCAAAUAUUGAUCUUCUUUAUUGCGAACAAGAAAUUGAAGUUGACAAGACUUCUGCUAUUGAUGCUGUGGUUAAAUCAGACAAACAUCGCCUGGCUCUGAUGCAAGAGGAGACUCAGCUGAUAAAGAAGUUAGAAAAAGGAGAUAUUUCAGUUGGCGAACAUUUAAAGGAGGUCACUGAUGAGCUGAAGAAUAUAAAUGCAGACGCAGCAGAACCAAAAGCACGCCGUAUAUUGGCUGGUCUUGGCUUCACAAAAACUAUGCAAGAAAAACCAGUUGAAGCAUUUUCGGGUGGUUGGCGUAUGCGUAUAUCAUUAGCCCGAGCUCUUUUCUUAGAACCAACGUUACUGAUGCUUGAUGAGCCAACUAAUCAUCUUGAUUUGAAUGCAGUUAUUUGGCUCGAUAACUAUUUACAAAUGUGGAAGAAAACCUUAUUGAUUGUCUCACAUGACCAGGGUUUUCUAGACAGUGUGUGCACAGAUAUUAUCGAUUUGCAGGAUCAAAAACUGUAUUACUAUAAAGGAAAUUAUUCUGCUUUCAAAAAAAUGAAAGAUCAAAAAAUGAGAGAACACAUGAAAGCCUUCGAAACUCAGCAAAAGCAACUAGCCGCUAUGAAGAAAAGUGGUAAAAGUUCGAAACAAGCUGUUGAAGAAAUGAAAAACCGAUUACAAAACAAACAGAAUAAAGUUAAUAAGAGCAAAAAAGGAUCAAGUGUUAUGACUGAUGAAGUUAGUGCAGCACCAGUAGAAUUGCUACAAAAAAUAAAAGAAUAUAACGUGAAGUUUACUCUUCCAGACCCGACAAAGUUACCACCUCCAGUGCUUGGGUUACACGGCGUAACUUUUGGUUACAAAGACCAAAUGUUAUUUAAAAACCUUGAUUUUGGUGUGGAUAUGGAUUCUCGUAUUGCGAUCGUGGGACCCAAUGGUGUUGGAAAAUCAACGUUAAUGAAGUUGUUGGCUGGUAAAAUUGAGCCACAAGAAGGUGAGGUCAGAAAACACAGGCAGCUACGCAUAGGAUGGUUCGAUCAACAUGCCAACGAAGUAUUGAAUGGUGAACAAACUCCAAUCGAAUAUCUUAUCACGAAAUUUCGGAUCGACUAUCAGGAUGCGAGAAAACGACUGGGUACAGUGGGUCUUCCCAGUUCUACACACAACGUAAAGAUAAAAGAUUUAUCUGGUGGACAAAAAUCUCGUGUUGCACUCGCCGAGUUGGCUUUAGGAGCUCCAGAUUUGCUUAUAUUGGACGAACCUACAAAUAAUCUCGAUAUUGAAUCAAUCCAUGCACUGGCAGAAGCAAUUGAAAACUUUGGUGGUGGUGUCGUAAUGGUUACUCACGAUGAACGUCUGAUCAGGGAAACAAAUUGCCAGUUAUGGAUUGUUGAAAAUUUGGGUAUUGCUGAAAUUGAUGGCGAUUUUGAGGAUUAUAGGAAGGAGAUCCUGGAACAGCUUGGGGAAACACCAACAUUACCAGAACGAUAA
Messenger RNA from Brugia malayi, 1920 nucleotides. RefSeq lists its product as uncharacterized. The transcript has 16 exons. Lineage: Eukaryota; Metazoa; Nematoda; Chromadorea; Rhabditida; Onchocercidae. Gene Ontology annotation, molecular function: ATP binding; ATP hydrolysis activity. The record is from RefSeq and is a predicted model, not a curated record. Bases 1 to 1920 code for a protein of 639 amino acids.